Orycteropus afer afer is the source of this 1005-nucleotide messenger RNA. The record is from RefSeq and is a predicted model, not a curated record. Lineage: Eukaryota; Metazoa; Chordata; Mammalia; Tubulidentata; Orycteropodidae.
AUGGCAAAAGAAUCGCUGACGUUCAGCGAUGUGGCUGUGACGUUCACCAGGGAGGAGUGGCAGCUCCUGGACCCUGCUCAGAAGGCCCUAUGCCAGGACGUGAUGUUGGAGAACUAUAGCAACCUGGUUUCCAUUGGGUAUCAAGUUAGCAAACCAGAUGCACCUUCCAGGCUGGAACGAGGAGAACCGCCCUGGACUGUAUUAGACAACAGCCACAAUGGCAUCUUCUCAGGAGAGAGACGCUACAUAUGCAGUGAAUGUGGGAAAGGCUUCAACCAUAAGGGAAGCCUCAUUAUUCAUCAGCGAACUCACACUGGAGAGAAACCCUAUAUAUGUGGUGAAUGUGGGAAGGGCUUCAACCAUAAAGGAAAUCUCACCAUUCAUCAGCGAACUCACACUGGAGAGAAACCCUAUCUAUGCAAGGAAUGUGGAAAACGCUUCAAAGAUAAGCGAAGUCUCAUUGUUCAUCAGCGCACUCAUACUGGAGAGAAACCCUUUGUAUGUAAAGAAUGUGGAAAAAGUUUCAAAGAUAAGAGAAGUCUCAUUGUUCAUCAGCGAACUCAUACUGGAGAAAAACCCUAUGUGUGCAGUGAAUGUGGGAAAGGCUUCAACCAGAAGUCAUGCCUCAUAGCACAUCAGAGAUUUCACACAGGAAGGAGCCCCUUUUCAUGCAGUGAAUGUGGGAAAUCUUAUUCUCAGAAGUCAAGUCUCAAUACACAUCGGAAAAUUCACACAGGGGAGAAACCCUUUCAGUGCAGUGAAUGUGAGAAAGCCUUUGAAACAAAGCGAGAGCUCAUUGUACAUCAAAGAUCUCAUAAAGGAGAGACACCGUACAGCUGCAAUGAGUGUGGAAAAACUUUUACCUCCUCUUCUAAUUUUAAUUCACAUCAAAGAAGACAUGAAGACUUGGCACCACAGGGCGCAGACAUAUUACCUCAUCAGCCAGGCGGAAAGGCCUCAGACCGCGCUCCUGGAAAACUUACAGACCCUCGGCGGCCUCCGUAA